Messenger RNA from Saccoglossus kowalevskii, 2033 nucleotides. Its product is annotated as metal cation symporter ZIP14-like. The record is from RefSeq and is a predicted model, not a curated record. Gene Ontology annotation, biological process: zinc ion import across plasma membrane; intracellular monoatomic cation homeostasis. Lineage: Eukaryota; Metazoa; Hemichordata; Enteropneusta; Harrimaniidae. Gene Ontology annotation, cellular component: plasma membrane. Gene Ontology annotation, molecular function: monoatomic cation:bicarbonate symporter activity; zinc ion transmembrane transporter activity.
GGUGGUAUAAAACGUGGUUUUAGGCAGACCUUUUUUUUAUGUUUUAGCUACUUCUGUAAAAGACUCUACUAGUGUUUAUAAGGAACGAUGAACCCCACAAAUGCUGCCAUGUGUUGUCUUGGCGUUCUCUAUACGUCUCUAAUCCUGUGGGUGCCAACAUCACUAACCCUCGAACUUGAAGACAACACUUUAGAGCUAAAAUCUUAUUUUCCGUCGCCGGACGAGUUUUUGGACGAUCUCAUCAACGAAUAUGGUAGCGAUGGUACUCUGUCAGUGAAACAGUUACAGCAUUUAUUAGGGAAAUUCACUGAACGUGGCAGCGUGGGGUCUCGUAACCUUGGUCAAGUUGCGGGUGAUGUUGUUGAACGAAAUCACGCAUUUGCGUCGCCAUCUUUCGAACAUCCUCGACAAACAGAACUCGGUCACGACACGGUUAACGACCGUGAUCAAGGCGGCAAUGACCUGUCCCGGGGCUUACAUAAUAAGGGAGGCGUUAUGGAAUCAACUCAGAAGGAAUCGCGGUGCUACACAUCAGAAGAGAUUCUACAGAUUCAUAACAUGGACAGUGACAUUGACAUUGAUCGGCACAAAAUGGUUGAAAUGUGCCCAGUUAUACUACAGCAAAUAAGUAAAGGAUGUGAUGCUGAUGACGAUGUUGCUGAUCAAGAUGAUGGUGAUGAUGAUGAAACCUUGGAGUUUGAACACUUUUGGUUACACCGGGUACUCAGAAAUGUUGGUAAUGAAACAGACGAUAGUGAUGAUUCCCCGACCACUGCUGAAGUGUGGGGAUAUAGCUUCUUGUUUGUCACUUUGAUUAACCUAUGUUCAUUGGUUGGUGUAACCAUUGUACCAUUUAUGAAAAAGAAAGUUUACCAAACCAUUUUGAUGUUCUUGAUAUGUUUAGCUGUGGGUACAUUAUCCGGUAGUGCAUUGCUGCAUCUAUUGCCCGAGGCUCAUGGAAUGCUUGUAGUGGAACCUGGUUAUGUUUGGAUAAACACUACAGUACUUGGUGGAAUCUAUCUAUUUUUCUUGACAGAAAAAAUCAUGAAAAUAUACAUCAACAGGAGGAAGAGAUUGGCUAAAGCUGAAGCAAAAGAAACUGGAAGUAUUGAACUUAAGUCUGCUGAUUUAUGUUCUUUGAUGGCAAAGCCGGGACAUUCUGACCAUCGAAUAUUGGACCCAGUGGAAGAAGCAGCAAAUAACAUUGAUAAAGACAAGUGUAUUGAUAUUAGUAAUGGUACUAGCAAGCAUACUACAGAUUCUGAAAUGGGGAACAACAUCACAGUUGCUAUAAGCAACGGCAAUGUCUUCCAGACUUUCCAGAAUGAGGAAAACGGCCUUUCAGAAAGUGAGAAUACACCGUUGGGACAUAAACAUUGUGCCCAUACUGAUAUGGCUUUGAAGGAGACUCCUACUAUAGCAACUGUUGCAUGGAUGGUAAUAUUUGGAGACGGGUUACAUAAUUUUAUUGAUGGACUCACUAUUGGUGCUGCGUUUUCUGUAUCAGUUAUGAAUGGUAUCAGUGUAUGCAUUGCUGUCGUAUGUGAAGAGUUUCCACAUGAGUUAGGUGACUUUGCAAUUCUGCUGAAUGCUGGUAUGAGCGUAAAGAAAGCGCUGACGUACAAUUUCCUGUCUGCCUGUAUGUGUUAUCUUGGUUUGGUAUGUGGUAUAUUACUCACUAAUCACACAGAUGCUGCUGUGUACAUCUUUGCUAUAGCAGCUGGAAUGUUCCUCUAUAUCUCUCUGGUAGAUAUGUUGCCGGAGAUCAAUUCAGUGGAGGAAGACGAGGAGAAUAUUUCUGACAGUAAACAAGCCAAGAUAUUUGUUAUUCAAAAUUGUGGUCUUCUUCUUGGCUGGGCAACCAUGAUAAUACUUGCUUUGGUUGAAGCAAAUAUACAAAUAGGUUAAUGGUUAUAUCAUAACUAUUUUGAACAACAUAUGGAAAUGAAACGCAUUUUCUUCCAUAACAUUACAUCUCACCUUGGUGCCUUUCAACUUUAAAUUGCAAAUACAGAUACCAUAUUUGCUCUAUU